AGAGUAUUACUUUUUUUUUUGUAUUAUGGCCUCUUUAUCUUUGUCUCAAAUACUUCAACAAAGAAAGACCAAUUUAGAUUUUGAACAAGAACAUUUUGAAAAAUUCCAGCUUUGGAGAUAGUUUAUAUCAUUAAAAUAACCAUUUGUGUAUCAUUAUAAAUUAUCAAGGCAAAAAAUAAGCAAGAGAAUAUCAAAACUAUUAUGUGUUGUAAUAUCUUGAUUAUUAUCAAAUCUGCUAAAAUUAUUUUUGUUGAUAUUUUAAGCCACUAACAUGUCUAUUUUACCAUUUAAUGAGAAGCAAAUUCAUCAAUUGAGUACUAGCAUCGCAAAAGCCGUAAAUCCUUCUGAAACAAAAGUUAAAGAAAAACAUGUGCGCAUUGCCAUUAUUGGAACUUACCAAGAAAAAGGUGGUACUAUUUUCUGGACUUAUAUUUUACGACAACAGUUACAAGAGAAUCGAAUUGUAGCAUGGAAGUUUUGUCAUGUUUUACAUAAACUAUUGCGUGAAGGUCAUCCUGGUGUUAUUUCUGAUUCACAACAUCAUCGAGGAAAAUUAGAAGAUAUUGGAAAAUUAUGGCAACAUUUAAGGGAAGAAUAUGGUCGUUUAAUACAUUUUUAUAUACAAUUAUUAAUAACUAAAUUAGAUUUUCAUAAGCGUAAUCCUCGUAUGCCAGGAAAUCUUCAAGUUACAUCAGAAGAGCUUGAAACAAUCGGAGAAAAUGAUAUAAAUGUUUAUUUUCAAAUGACUGUUGAGAUGUUUGAUUAUAUGGAUGACAUUCUUAAUUUACAGCUAGCUGUAUUUGGAUCUCUUGAUUUAUCAAGAUCUAAUUCAAUGACUCCAUGUGGACAGUGUCGUCUUGCUCCAUUAAUUCCAUGUGUUCUAGAUGCAUCUCAGUUAUAUGAUUAUUGCGUGAAAAUGUUGUUUAAAUUAUAUAAUACUUUAGCUGGUCAUAGAGAACGAUUUCUUAAGCAAUUCCGUGAUUUAAAAUGCUUUUAUAAUACAGUUAUGCAUAUGCAUUAUUUCAAACAUUUAAUAACUAUACCAAUAUUACCAGAGAAUCCUCCAAACUUUUUGAUACAAUCUGAAUUAGGAACAUAUAUAACGCCAGUAGUGGUAUUGCCACCUGAAGAACCUAUUGAUACUGAAGGAACCUUAAUUGAUGCUUCAGAUACUUCAGAUAUUAAUUCAUUAUCAGAUCAACCAGGCUUUGAGCACAAUGGUUCAAUCUCACCUGAUGCUUUAGCAGAAAGAGACAGUUUAAUCGAUCAUUUUCAUCAUGAAAAUUCAAGGCAACGACAAGAGAUGCAACGCUUACUUACUGAUCAUCAUCAUAUUGUUGGGGAGUUAAGAAAUCGUAUUUUGGAACUUGAAUCAAUACUUUCAUCCAAGAGAAAUGAAAUCCUUCAAGAGAAGCAAUCUAUUCAAGAUUUAUUAAAACAAAAAGAAGAAAUAUUAUUACAAUACAAUACGACUGAAAGAAGAAGUAAAAUAUGGGAAGAAAAAUUUCAAAAACUUAAAGAUGUAUAUUCUAAAUUGAGAGAAGAACACAUUAAUUUAAUUAGAAAAAAAGCAGAAGUCGAUAAACAAUUAGGAAAUACGAAAUUACAAUUGGAUCAGUUUGAAAGACGAACUCUUGAAGCUGAACAAUGUCUUCAAGAACAAGUGCAAGGUCAGGCAACAAUUAAACAAGAAACUCAACGUAUUAUGCAAGCACGAGCUGAGUUAGAAAAUGUUAGAAAAGAGUUUGAUGCUGCAAAAACUGAAAAUUUGAGUCUCCUCGCUAAGAUUGAUUUUAUUACAUCCGAAAAAGCUGCUGUAGAUGGAGAGUUACACGACUUAAUAUCUCAAAAAGAUGAGUUAGAAAUGAAGUUUACAAAUUUGCAGAUCGAAACUGAACACUCUCUUACACACGUAAAAGACGAUUUCGAUGCGAUCUUAUACGAUUUACUUAUAUUAUGUUUAUCGGAGGCUGAAUGUAUUUUACAACAUGCAAUACAUAUGGUUGAUAAUCCAGCAGUUUCUGCAGUUACGUGUACUCCAGCUUAUCUUAUCAAUAUUAUACAGCCUAUGGAUAAGACACUAAAUAAGUUGAACACAGUAUAUAAUAAUUAUAUAGUUGAUUCUUCUCAAAGUGGGCAAUUAAUAUGCAUAGCUCAAUACACUGCAUAUACGCUUGCAACAUAUUUGGUACAUACAAAGUUCGCUUUAAAUACAUCAAAAGAUAUUUCAUUUGGAGAUAGAUUAACAGAUGAAUGUAAACAAUUGGGAUCUCAAAGUAUAACUAUGAUGAAUUACAUCAAAGAAAAAUCUGCAUCUACCUCAGAUCAAAUUCAAGUUGUAAGAGGGCAAUUAGAGAAAAUUUCAAGUCUUGUAGAUUCUUUGCCUAAAACACUAGGAAAUACCGAAGUGAUUGGCGAUUUAGUAGAAAACGAAUUAAUGGAUAUGGAUAAUGCUAUUGAAGAUACUGCUUCAAGAAUUCAAGAAAUGUUAGAUAAAUCACGUGCUGCCGAUUCUGGUGUGAAAUUAGAAGUUAACAGUAAAAUCCUAGAUUCCUGCACUGAACUAAUGCUAGCCAUUAGACGUUUAGUAAAAAAAUCUCGAUUAUUACAAAUGGAAAUUGUAGCACAAGGCAAAGGAUCGGCUUCUACUACUGAAUUUUAUAAACGUAAUUAUGAAUGGUCUGAAGGCUUAAUUUCAGCAGCUAAAGCCAUUGCAAUGGGAGCAAAUUUUUUACUAGAAGCUGCAGACAAAGUCGUUGCUGGAAAUGGAAAAUUGGAACAAUUAAUAGUAGCAUCUCAAGGUAUAGCAGCUUCUACAGCACAAUUGGUCAUUGCUAGUAGAGUUAAAGCUGAAAGAAGUAGCAUCAAUCUAUCUGCUUUAUCAGAAGCCUCUCGUUUGGUAACUCAAGCUACUGGAGGUGUAGUUGCAACAGUGAAAAGUUGUAAUCAACUCGUUGAGGAUAAUGAAGAUUUAGAUAUUUCGGGACUAACUUUACAUCAAGCAAAAAGAUUAGAGAUGGACGCUCAGAUACACGUUUUGGAAUUGGAGCAGGCAUUAGAGACUGAACGAUUAAAAUUAGCUGCUUUGCGUCGCUAUCAUUAUCGAAUGGCUGGUGAAAACGAGAGUUAAAAGAUUUUGUAUUUUGAAAAUUGUUUUUGACCUUGAGAAAACUAAAUGCAAAUAAAAAUAGAAAUAA
Ceratosolen solmsi marchali is the source of this 3197-nucleotide messenger RNA. RefSeq names its product Huntingtin interacting protein 1 (gene Hip1). Gene Ontology annotation, cellular component: cortical actin cytoskeleton; clathrin-coated vesicle. The record is from RefSeq and is a predicted model, not a curated record. Gene Ontology annotation, biological process: clathrin coat assembly; endocytosis; actin filament organization. NCBI's taxonomy places the organism in Eukaryota, Metazoa, Arthropoda, Insecta, Hymenoptera, Agaonidae. Gene Ontology annotation, molecular function: clathrin light chain binding; actin filament binding; clathrin-cargo adaptor activity.